CAUGGCGGCAUUUGAUGGAAGCUCGCCGUUCGCCAGUCGUAUUUUCUCGGCCCUGUUCUAUGGUGUUGCUUCCUUUUUAAUUAUUGUGUGCAAUAAAGUAGUUUUAACAACAUACAAGUUUCCUUCAUUCCAGUUUUUGGCUCUUGGGCAGAUGAUAACUGGAUGUACGGUACUGCUGAUUGUGAGGCAGGCUGGGAUGGUGCAGUUUCCAGGACCUUCAUUAGAUGUCAUUAAAAAGAUAUGGCCACUCCCUGUUAUCUAUAUUGGUAACUUAGUGUUUGGAUUGGGAGGAACAAAGAAAUUAAAUUUGCCAAUGUUCACCAUUCUAAGAAGAUUUUCCAUCCUCUUCACAAUGAUAGCUGAAUAUUGUGUGUUAGGGGUGAAGGCUCCCAAGAUGGUCCAGUUUACUGUGUUUCUUAUGAUAUUCGGUGCCUUAGUAGCUGCCAGUGAUGAUCUGGCCUUUGACCUUUGGGGAUACAUAUUUAUACUGCUGAAUGACUUUUUCACAGCAGCCAAUGGAGUGUAUACAAAGAAAAAGCUGGAGGCAAAGGAGCUAGGGAAAUACGGCCUAUUGUUCUACAAUGCCUUGUUUAUGGUGGUUCCGGUUGGGCUGAUUGCAUAUAUGAAUGGGGAGUUUGAAAAGGGGAUGGCUUUUGAUGGUUGGAGUGAUAACUGGUUUCUGAUACAGUUUUUCCUGUCCUGUGUAAUGGGAUUUGUGCUGAACUAUGCUGUAGUAUUGUGUACCCUGCAUAAUUCAGCAUUAACCACAACCAUAGUGGGUGUCAUAAAGAACCUGUUUGUGACAUAUAUAGGCAUGUUUCUUGGAGGGGAUUACAUAUUCAGCAUCAUCAAUUUCACAGGAUUGAAUAUAAGUGUCGCUGGGAGUCUGGUCUACUCUUAUAUCACUUUCAAGAAGCCACAGGAAAAAAGUACACUACCUACUGCAGAUAUACAAAAGUCAAAAGCAGAUAUGACAGAAACCAAAAGUACUGCCAAUGGAUAACAAUGGUGUACUUUCUACCUGUUGACCAAUUUAGUUUGCUGCUGUGUAAUAAAUGGAAUGGGAGGGAAAUAUUUUGGUAAUUCAUUCAAUCAAUUGAAGCUACGCAGAAUGUUUUGUUUAUUUAAUUUUUGUUUGACCACAUGGAUUUUAUUAGGUCAUCUGACCCGAAGGGCCAGGGUGACCUAUAGCUAUCUUGCUCUGUCUGUUGCUGUGCGCCAUGCUUAAACUUUUCACAUUUCAAGCUUCUGCUCAAGUUCCACCAUUGGGAUUCAGCUCUAACUUACCUGAAAUGAUCCUGAGAUGGUCCUGACCAAGUGUUGUUAUUUUUCGAGUCGGUCCGAAAUCCAAGGUGGCGUCCAUGG
Messenger RNA from Pecten maximus, 1365 nucleotides. Its product is annotated as UDP-N-acetylglucosamine/UDP-glucose/GDP-mannose transporter-like. The record is from RefSeq and is a predicted model, not a curated record. Lineage: Eukaryota; Metazoa; Mollusca; Bivalvia; Pectinida; Pectinidae. Gene Ontology annotation, cellular component: Golgi apparatus. Bases 2 to 1003 code for a protein of 333 amino acids. Gene Ontology annotation, molecular function: antiporter activity; GDP-fucose transmembrane transporter activity. The transcript has 13 exons.